Silurus meridionalis is the source of this 3303-nucleotide messenger RNA. RefSeq names its product FA complementation group B (gene fancb). The record is from RefSeq and is a predicted model, not a curated record. Gene Ontology annotation, biological process: positive regulation of double-strand break repair via homologous recombination; replication-born double-strand break repair via sister chromatid exchange; negative regulation of double-strand break repair via homologous recombination. Gene Ontology annotation, cellular component: Fanconi anaemia nuclear complex. Lineage: Eukaryota; Metazoa; Chordata; Actinopteri; Siluriformes; Siluridae.
GAUUUAUGUUAUCUCGAGAAACGCUAAUUAUACCAAUCUGGCAACUCAUGUCACGAGAUUCGGCAAAACAGCUUUUCGCUUCCGGGAAACUGCAACUCGCUAGCCGCCAUUUUGUAGCUUAAUUGGCGCCAUCUUGGCUCUUCGAAGCAUAAAAAAUUAGCCAAAACAGGUUUUAAAAAAAUACAGUGGCUCACUGCAGCUAUUCUGACAAGCCCCGCCCAUCCGACGCUCGGAUUGGAGGAUUCUGUCUCACCACCAAUCAGAGACGGCUUGAAGAAGGAAGUAGCGGAAUGCGGAUGUGGAGGGGAAACGAAUUUGGCGGGAAAUUGUUUCCUGAGGAGAAAUGUCUCUCAGGUGUCUCAGUGAACGUCUUCACGUGAGGAGAUUCUGUGGACCUCUGUCCUGACUGUCACACAUUUUAUAAAUCCUGUCACAAAUUCCUUUUUUUGAUUUCCUGAGUCUACCUGCCUUAGUGCUAAUUUAUCGCCUGUUUAGUAGAAACUAUUUUAGCCUGUAAAUCAACUACUUACAGUGUUAUAAUGAUAUAAAUAACGCAGUCAAGUGUGAAAAUGUUUGUUUGGUUUGUUUCGUGCUACGAUUCCUCCUCAGAUUAGAUUAGCAAAGUGAGCUAAUUGUAUGAUGAAAGUAUGUUGAAGAUGGACGAAAAGAUUUGGAUUUGUCACUAGAGAACUAGCAGUAUCAGUCACACCUAAAACCCCAAGUCCUUCAAACUCCUAGCACUUUAUCUGUGUGAGGAACCAAAGAUGGCCUCCGAUCAGCUCAUCCACAUGGUCCCACUGCAUGGUGAUCUUUUCAGCUUUCAGUGCAAGCAGACACACUCGAAAGGUUCUGAGAUCACAUUCUGCCGCAUGGCGUUCAACCGAGACUCGGGCAUCUUCUUAAACGAUGAUGACGAGGUAACCCCUUUGUACAAAAACGCUUCUCGUUCAGCCAGCAUAGUUUGUUGUGCCUCUGUUGUGAACAUCAAGAACAGGCAGAAGGUCCCAUGUGUUUUGCUGAAGUACCACAGGAAAGGACCUUCAGGGUUUAAGUACAUGCUUUACUCAUUGAGCAGCAGGACCAACGUAAAGCUUCACGUGGAAUUCUCACUACCUUACGAGAUGAGCGAUGAUGUCUCUGUUUUUCGUGGACCCACUCUUGUUUGGCGUCAUGAGGAUGUCGUCUUCUACACGUCUGCAGAGACGGGGAGCGUGAAGGAAGUCCCGAUACAUCUCACAGUCAACUUUCUGGGCGAGAUACCCCUUCCUCAAAGAACUUUAGCAAUUGUUGGUUUGCAGAAGACCACAGAUGAUGAGAAGAUGGAAAAUGAAACAGAAGACAAGAUGGUUCUUUAUUUUAUUGAGAAUGGAAGAACUUUUAGUGCUGAUUGUCUUUUACCCAGUGCCUACAAUUCGGUAGUUCGAUGUGUGCUGGUGCUCUCAGCCGAGGAACUAGCAGGAUUGCUAAGAUCUACUGUGGUAGCUGCCACUUGUAGGAAACAGCUGGUGUUGUUUGAAAAUGGACUUCCAGAAGAAGUGUACCUUCUGCCAUACGAAGAGCCUCAAAGCAUUCAAGCGGUUCACGUAGGAAGCGGCUGUCUCCUCGUUAUCAUUUUCCAGUGUGGAAAUGUCUGUGCUGUGUGGAGAGACACCUUCAAGGUGGCUGCUUGUUGGACAGAUGUGCGUCUUGUGUUCGUGGAUGAUUUUGUCGGUUCAGGGUCGGAGCAGAUGUUGCUGAUUUUCAACAACUCAGCAGAUGGAAUCCUGGAGAAGUUCCUGCUUACGGACCUCUGUGGCGUCUGUUACUCCCAUGGCAGAGAGGAGGGUGGAGGUGUGAGUAGGUGUGAGACAGCUGAAGAAAAUAUAACUCUAACCAUCCAGGCUCUAGAGUCCAGACUCCAGAGCGGUUUGGUCUUUCUCCAGGACCUAAAAACUGACUUGGGUGUUAAAGAUCAUGUGAUCCGGCAGUGUGUAUCUGCUCUCCAUGACCUUUUGGCAGACAGGAAGCACCUCGUAUCUUCUCCUCUGCAGGAAGGACUGGUGUCUCUGUUGGAUGAACAGAGCGAGGAGGACGAGUGCACGCCACUUAUGAAGAUGGUUGAGACGAAUGCAGAUGAUAGUCGUCUGGAAGUGGAGAGAGUCUGGCACAGAGUGGUGGGCCAGAGACUUGUGUUUGGAGCCCUUUUAGCUCCGUCCAAUCAGAUGAAGGAAUCAGACCACUUGAUCGCUGCUGUGAUUGCCACGCCCCCUAUGGUUCAAAGUGUGAAUAAAAUCAUUUGCUACCCUGAACCCCUGACCUCUGGGCCUCCAAGUGCAAAAGAAGCAGAGCUCCUUCUGCUCCUGCUGUACUUAUGGUCACUCCUUGCCCCGUUAUUGAACUUCAACCCCAUUAAAUGCUCUGUUCUUCUGUGCUUUUCUACCACCGACGAAGGAAGCACGUCUCAGCACUGCAAGUUAGUGUGUUUAGACUUAAAGGGGGCGCUAGAGGGAAAAUUGCAGCCGUGUCUCCUUGAGGACAGCAGUGUGGACUCAGAUGAAUCCAGAGAAGAUCUUCUGAGUCUAAUGGUAGCGUUCGAGUCGUGGCGAUUUCACAUCGUCAGUACGGAUCGCAAUGUGGUGAACGUAUUGGGGGUUUUGGAGAAAGAUUAGGCAAAACGGAUAAAAAUCAGUCCUCAGUAUUUGCUGAGUCGUUCCACACAGCUUUCUGGUGCUGUGCUUUUCUGCUGGAGUCCCUGCAGCUCCUUCGAUGGAAUGCUGGACGUCUACUGCAGUGAUCAUCUCUGCGUACUUCGUUUCCUGGACGCACUGUGCAACUUCCUUCCUGUUUCUCAUUGUGUAAAACUUCUCAGAAAUGGGCAGGGCAGAAACAGAAGCCCCGCCCUCAUUAUGGCACACGAGAUUCGCGCUAUAAAAGAAGGCGUGAGCGAUCUGAUUCGCGGCGGAGCAGAAGAACUGAGUAACGAUUUCAACGUGCAUUUCAGUCGUGAACAGUGGCUUAAAGAAAAGAGCGGUCAGCUCCGCCCCCUCGUGGAGGAAAAGCUUUAUCGCGGGAUGGUGGAACGAGCGAUUGGUCUUCAGAUGGCUAGUGAUGUCGCAAUGCUCAUGGAGGCGGAGCUUAAUGAUGAUGGAUUAUAAUGGUUAAGGUGUGUGGUGCAGCAGGUGGUGGGAGACAGAAGGACAGUGACUGGACCACUGGGUGACAGAUGCAUCUUCCAAAAAGACCAGACAUGCCAUUCCAUGAGCAAUGUUUUAUGGGGUAUAGUGGCUUUAAAUGCCACUCUGGUCAGAAGGUGGAAUAGAAAGC